Pocillopora verrucosa is the source of this 1694-nucleotide messenger RNA. Its product is annotated as RING finger protein 141. The record is from RefSeq and is a predicted model, not a curated record. Gene Ontology annotation, molecular function: ubiquitin-protein transferase activity. Gene Ontology annotation, biological process: protein autoubiquitination. Lineage: Eukaryota; Metazoa; Cnidaria; Anthozoa; Scleractinia; Pocilloporidae.
UUCAUCUUCAUUCGAUCCAACAUGUCCUUCCGGCGUCAACCGUUCUUUUCUCCAUUUCCUGAUAGUUACUGAGUAUUUAUACGCACUUUCUUUGUAGCAAUGGGUCAACAGUAUAGUUUCGCGCUCAAAGUGUUGCACGAUCAUGCUGUUGUUUUGAAAGAUCUCGCGGUUCUCAACCACGAAAGUCUUGAAAAUGCCGUAGUACAUCUAAAUAAGACACUCGGAAAGUUUGCAGAGGGCAGAGGGCAUUGCAUCAUGUUUGCUAUAAAGGAACCAUCAGAAGAAUAUUCUCCAUAUCUAUGGAAAGCUACAACAAGGAUAGUUUGUUAUAAGAUUGAUUCUGCUAGCACAAAUGUUGACAGUGAGAGAAUUAUGGACCUUCGACAGUUUUGCAAGUUGUAUAGAGAUAUCACGAAGCAACUGCGGCACAUGCAUGGUGAAGAGGAUGAAGACUGGCAGAAAAUUGAUCCUAUUGGGGAAGAGGCAUAUGAAACAUGUUCAGUAAAAUUAGAGGAAAUCCAUGAAUCUCUUUGUGCAUCAGUGAUAUUUACAAGAGUGGAUGAAGUAGCCUCAGAGGAUUCUAACAUGGAGGAGUGUUGUAUAUGUAUGGAUCAAAAAGCAGAAGUUAUCCUGUCCUGUGUCCAUUGCUUUUGCAAGACUUGUAUUGAGACAUGGAGUGAUGUGAAUGAGACUUGUCCACUCUGUCGUGAUAAGAUUCAUGGGAAAAAGGAUCUCUGGGAAAUGCCUGAGAGGCCAAGUGACAGAGAGAUAGGACAGUUUGUCUUAGGAAUGGCUGAGGGGGCAGGUGCUCCCACUUGAAUAGUGUGCAUCUGUUCUAGUCAGGUUGGAAAAAAAUAGAAAAAAAAAACAGCGAAUAUAAACAAAAACAAAAUUAAAAUUUAAUUUAGGUCAGGGUGCACUGCCAUUUCAGUGGUUGCAACUGCCAUUUCAGUGGUUGCAACUGCCAUUUCAGUGGUUGCAACUGCCAUUUCAGUGGUUGCAACUGCCAUUUCAGUGGUUGCAACAUACCAUAGGGACAAGUGUUAGCAACAAUAUUAGUUUCUUGUGAUGCAGAUAAUUUUAUGAAAAUCUAUGUGCCUUCUUAAGUAUGUUGUGUCUGAGGCAAGUAGUUCACAUUCAAAGACUUUCUUAUUUUGACAAUUGAUUGCUGACUGAGAUGACCUGCUUCUACAGUAUAUGCUUAAUCAAAUGAACAUACCUGGAGUGGACGUCUCCAAUGUGUGACCUUACAGUAUGACUUAGCAAGUUGUAUUUAUUUUACUAGUCUUUUUUAUUUUUCUCUUAUUGUUCAUAAGUUAUUAAUUUAAAAUGAAGUACAGUGCCUUAGCCUUUUUCAUACUAAAAUAUUUUCUAGGCUAUCAUUGUUAUCAUAAUUAUUAUUAUUAUUAUUAUUAUUAUUAUUAUUAUUGUUUUUACAUUAUGAGGUACAGUAAGGCACAGUGUAUUUGCCUCAUUCUUACUAACAUAUUGUCAAGGUUAUUAUAAAUAUUAUUAAAAUUGUUCCUAUAUAAUAGGAUAUAUAUUUACAUUGUAUAUGUAAGAAGAUAAUUUUGCCAAGCUUGCAAGAUAUGCAGUGGAGCUUUAGUAGAGCUUCAGCAGUUCUACAGCUGGUCGAAUGUAAACCUUAAUCAAAACUAUAAUAAAAUUCUCGAAUGCAAUUGGUUAUCACCAGG